AUGGGUUUGACCAGGGUGCGUGUGCUGUCGUUGGAAUGGCCGAACCGUAAUGAAGGUGGGAGUCUAGCGAAAAUAACGACGCUUGUAACGGCGAAACGGUCGGAUUGCUCUGACCGUACUGCUGUGACGAGGCAGCGAUCGCAUUGCUUGGGCCAGGAUGGGUCUGGACGGCCAUGGUGUGAACUGGGCCGAGUUGCUGGGCCGCGGAAUGCGUGGGGCUGCUUUGCCCUAGUGAUACGGCCAAAGCAUGGAGUGGGUCGUACGCUGUUUCUGCUGGGCGGGUCGGUUUGGGAUUUACCGAUGUUGGCUAGGAUUACCCCCAGCUAUUUGCCGGCGGCUGAGAAUGCUGGUCGUAGCCUGACGCUUGGGUGCGGCCAGAGGCGCCGAGGCUGCUGCUUUCGCUGUAGGGCUCAAACCUCUCGCGUCCUUGGCCUCUCUGUCUGGCUCUGGGAGGCAUCGCGGACGACGUUACCGGCAUCCUUUCCUAAAAGAGCGUACGUAGCUCCGACGAAAGUCUGUCCAUUACGGCCAUAA
Messenger RNA from Prunus armeniaca (apricot), 534 nucleotides. Lineage: Eukaryota; Viridiplantae; Streptophyta; Magnoliopsida; Rosales; Rosaceae. The record is from the annotation of a GenBank genome assembly.